Molecule: messenger RNA, 345 nt
Organism: Sphenostylis stenocarpa
Lineage: Eukaryota; Viridiplantae; Streptophyta; Magnoliopsida; Fabales; Fabaceae
Source: the annotation of a GenBank genome assembly
AUGGCUACUAGACGUGUUCGAUACUCCCCCCUUGCCACAGAUGAGGAUGAUGGUGAUAUUAACAGACCUUUUGACCCACGAUUUGAUUAUACACCAAAGGCCUUGGAUAAAGUUCCCUGGAAAUCCAUUGCCCUUGCCCUCUUCCUGUUAUUCCUUGGUACAGGACUUCUGUUUCUUUCAUACUUUAUCUUUACUGGUCAUAUGGGGGGAGAACGUUCUCAAGCAUAUGGCCUUUUAGCCCUUGGGUUCCUUAGCUUUCUCCCAGGUUUUUAUGAGACUCGAAUUGCAUAUUACGCAUGGAGGGGUGCUAAAGGAUACCGCUUUUCUGCCAUUCCUGAUUAUUAG